UGCAGAAAUUAAAGAGAGUUUGGUGAAAGGAGUUAUAUCAGCGUCCCCACAAAGAAACCAACCAAACCAACCCCCAUUCUCUGCCAUUCAUAUAUAUGGUUAGUCUCUUUACUACAUAUAUAUAUAUAUAUAUUCAGGAAAAAAGAUUUACUAAAUCCCAUCAAAUUAGUCAAUAAGUUAGCUACGGGAGGAAUGUCAAACCAAAUAAACCAUCCCCUCAAUUCACUUUACAUCAAUCAUAAAAAAUGGAGGAAAAUUUCUAACACGAAAACAAUUGCUCGGGAGAGUAUAACAAGAUCUUUCUUAUUUUCCUUUACUUAAAUUUCAUUGCCUAAUUAAGCUAAUCAAACAGCUUAUAUAGCUAUUAUUAGCAUAGACUCUUACCAAUCAAACCAUCGAUCACUAUGUUAGCUUCUUGUCUAAGCCUGGUCUCCUGGUACGGCACCUACCUCCACCGUUGUCUCUCCGCCGCCGGCCUGUCUUCGCAGAUGGUCGACGUGGACGACGAAACCACCAUCCACUUCUGGGGACCCAAACGAUCCCCCAAUUAUGACUCUUCUUCCAAACCUGCAUUAAUUUUGAUUCACGGGUUCGGCCCACGAGGCGAGUGGCAGUGGCGCCGGCAGGUGGUGUUCUUCGCCCCUCACUUCGACGUCUACGUGCCGGACCUCGUCUUCUUCGGUGAGUCCACCACCAAGUCGUCGGAGAGGUCGGAGGUUUUUCAGGCGGUUUGUGUUGGAAAGCUGAUGGAGAAGUUGGGCGUUGAGAGGUAUGCGGUGCUGGGGACGAGCUAUGGGGGUUUUGUGGCGUACCACUUGGCGGAGAUGUGGCCGGAGAGGGUUGAGAAGGUGGUGAUUGCUAGUUCUGGGGUGAACAUGAGGAGGAGUGAUAAUGUUGAGUUGUUGAGGAGGGCGAAAGCCGAGAAGAUCGACGACGUUAUGCUGCCGCAGACGGCGGCGCAGUUGAGUAAGUUGAUGGGUUUGGCACUGUUUAGACGCCCCUACAUGCCUCGGUUCUUGUUACAUGACUUCAUUGAUAAAUUGUACUCCGACAACAGGAAGGAGAAGAUGGAACUCCUGAAGGGACUGAGCGUUGGAUGGGACGACACAGUUAAUAUAUCCCCUCUUCAACAGGAGGUCUUGAUAGUGUGGGGAGACCAUGAUCAAAUAUUUCUACUGGAGAAAGCUACUGAACUCAAGGAGCUUCUGGGAGAGAAGGCAAGACUGGAAGUAAUAAAGAAUACAUCACACGUACCCCAACUAGAACAAGCAAGGCAGUUCAACAACAUUGUGAUGAAUUUCUUAUGUGGGUCCUCAUCACUAUCCUACUAAUUUGUUUACUAGAUCAAUGAAUUGUUUUUGACUUGUGGUCUUUUGAUUGAAUUUUCUGAUCAUGAAAUUACCGCACUUACGGUUUUCGGCUACAGAAACCUUUUACACAUACAUGAAAAUUAAUGACAUUGGGCUCUGUAUAAUUUGUCUUC
This is a messenger RNA of Cornus florida, 1483 nucleotides long. RefSeq lists its product as uncharacterized. The coding region runs from base 405 to 1331 and encodes 308 amino acids. Lineage: Eukaryota; Viridiplantae; Streptophyta; Magnoliopsida; Cornales; Cornaceae. The record is from RefSeq and is a predicted model, not a curated record. The transcript has 4 exons.